Messenger RNA from Penicillium roqueforti, 1107 nucleotides. It is a transcript of the gene rad14, whose product is annotated as DNA repair protein RAD14. The record is from RefSeq and is a predicted model, not a curated record. Gene Ontology annotation, molecular function: damaged DNA binding. The transcript has 3 exons. The coding region runs from base 1 to 1107 and encodes 368 amino acids. Gene Ontology annotation, biological process: base-excision repair; UV-damage excision repair; nucleotide-excision repair, DNA damage recognition. Lineage: Eukaryota; Fungi; Ascomycota; Eurotiomycetes; Eurotiales; Aspergillaceae. Gene Ontology annotation, cellular component: nucleotide-excision repair factor 1 complex.
AUGUCAGCAGAACGGCCCUCAACACCACCUUCGCAGCCCAAGGGCUGGGAAGCAGGACAGCUUCCCCGCGCUCCUAUCACUCCAGAACAACAACGGAGGAUGGAAAUCAGUCGCAUGAAAGCUAAAGCUCUUCGGGAGAAACGUGAAGCCGAACUAUCUCAAGCCGGUCCAAAUAACUCCAAGUCGGUGACAGGCACCAAGCGCUCGUUCACCUCGAUGGCGGCAUCCAACCAACCUGCUAAUAUGCGCGAUGCAUCUUCUUCAAAUCGCCCACUAGACUCGAUUAAGCCAGCCCGAAAUUUCACAAGCUAUGUCGACUAUGAUUUUAGCAAGAUGACCGACACAAAGGGUGGGUUUUUGACACAGGAGGAUGACCCGUUCAAUAAACAACUACACGUGCCCGAUGGGAAAGAACAAAAGCCAGCACAUAUGACGCAGAAAGAAUGGGAACGCGAUCAGAUACUCCAGUCACUGAAGCGAAAUCGGGAGGGACCCUUUGAACCAGGUCUCAGUGUCCUAGAUGAUAAAAGCAAGCAGAAGACAUGUCGUGAAUGUGGCAGUAUCGAAAUUGAUUGGAAAUGGGAAGAGGAACUUAAAUGCUGCAUCUGCCAUACUUGCAAGGAGAAGCACCCAGAGAAAUACAGUUUGUUGACCAAGACGGAAGCCAAAGAAGAUUAUCUCUUGACAGAUCCUGAACUCCGAGACGAAGAGCUUCUUCCACGCCUCGAGCGUCCGAAUCCACACAAAUCUACAUGGAACAGCAUGAUGUUGUAUCUACGAUACCAGGUCGAAGAAUAUGCGUUUUCCGACAAGAAAUGGGGCUCAACGGAGGCGCUGGAUGCCGAGUUUGAACGGCGAGAAAAUGAUAAGAAACGGCGACGGGAGGCUAAAUUCAAAACGAAGCUGCAGGAGCUGAAGAAACGCACACGUGUGGAGGCCUACCGGCGCAAUCGACAAGGUGCUUCAGGCGGAGAGUUUGGCGAUGAUCUCGGUUCUGGACGGAAGCAUGUUCAUCAAUGGGGCCGAUCCAUCGAGAAUCCAGAAACUGGAAUUGGGGUCAAGACGUGUGUAGAAUGUGGGAUGGAGGUGGAAGAGCUCGAGUUUUAG